UAGAAGAUUCUAGCAGAGUGAUAGAAGUUGUAAACACAUUUUCGAAAGCAAUCAAAUUUGUUAUUAUAGGUUUUUUAAAGAAGUAUUUUGAAGCGAUAGAUGUCUUAACUACUUCAGUAGCCAGGAAUGUUUUCCAAACCAAAAGGGUGGUUACCAGCAGGGUUAUGGAAACCAAAAAACCCUCAUUCAUUGGAGCACAUGAAGUAUCUGUACAAUGUCCUGUCAAAGAUUCAAACCGUAAAUGAGGGGAAUCGCGGACUUCUUGUCGAAACUCUCCGACAGAUCGCUGAAAUAUUGAUUUGGGGAGAUCAAAAUGACAGCAGUGUUUUUGAUUUCUUCCUUGAGAAGAACAUGCUGGGAUACUUUCUGAAGAUCAUGCGACAGAAAUACGGCCGAUACGUGUGUGUGCAACUGCUCCAGACUCUCAACAUCUUGUUUGAAAACAUCAGCAAUGAGACAUCGUUGUAUUACUUGCUGUCGAACAACCAUAUUAAUUCAAUUAUUGUGCACAAGUUUGACUUCUCUGAUGAAGAGAUCAUGGCUUACUAUAUAUCAUUCCUGAAGACCCUGUCCCUGAAGCUCAACACACACACUGUUCAUUUCUUCUAUAAUGAACAUACCAAUGACUUCCCGUUGUACACAGAGGGCAUUAAGUUCUUCAACCAUAGUGAGAUCAUGGUUAGGAAUGCAGUGCGAACACUAACGCUCAAUGUCUACAAAGAACUUUCACACGACGCCAAUGACCAGUGCUGGUGUCUUAAAUCUGAUACCCAGAAUUGCCAUACACACAUGGAUGACAAGUCGAUGCUGAAGUUUAUCAAGGAUAAGACCGCAGCUCCUUACUUCUUCAACCUCGUCUGGUUCAUCGGCAGCCACAUCCUUGAGCUGGAUAGCUGCGUAAGAAACGACGCAGGGCACAACAGCAGGAAUCGACUAGGCGACCUCGUAGCUGAGCAUCUAGAUCACAUGCACUACAUGAACGACAUACUGAACCUUGGGAUCGUCGCCCUUAACGACUGUCUAACUGACCACCUACUGAAUCGACUGCUGAUUCCACUUUACGUCUACUCCCUGACAAAGAGGCGCAAAUACUCGCACGGCACGGAUGAAAAUCCUCACAUCAGCUCGGUGGUAUCGCUAUUUCUCCUGACUCAAGUUUUUCUUAUCAUUAAUCACGCCCCACUGGUGCGACAGCUGGCUGGAAUCGUCUUUAAUGGUGACAUAUUCGAUGCUGCGAAUGAGUCGAAUGGCAGCCCAUCGAAACGGAUGGUGGUGCGAGGAUUUGCUCCCCCGAAUGAAACACUUGAGCAGUCGUUGGAGAUCAGCACGCGGCAGACGGGCGACGGCCAGGAGGCGAACAGCCCUGAUGACGAUCCACCGAUAGAGAACUCUGAGGAAGCACUGCAGUCGCCGCCACCAGGCAUUAAUCAGGAGUUGAUGGAUUCGGUUAUGAUGCCGACAGAACGCUCUGCCAGCAAGUACCUGUACAAUGUCAACCUCAUCGAGCGACUCGUCAAGGUCAUCAUGCUGAGCUGCAAGAACGGAAGCAAGGUUAGACUGGCAACCUUGGAAUUAUGCAUCCUCCUACUGAAGCAGCUGCUCCACACGCAAUCGGAUCAGAGUCCCUGCUUCAUACAGGAUAGUCACAUGGCAUGGAUCGAGUCAGCCAGGGAGGAGUCUAUCCUACAGAUCAGGAAUUUCUACAAGGGAGAGGAGAUAUUCCUGGACAUGUUCGAGGACGAGUACCGCCAGCUGAAGAGUCAACCGCUGAACGUUGAGUACCUCACGAUGGACCACAACAUCCUGCUCACCCCUACCGGCACGCCGAUGACAGGCAUCGAGUUCACGAAGCGCCUGCCCUGCGGAGAGGUGGAGCGAGCGCGGCGGGCAAUCCGAGUGUUCUUCCUGCUGCGCGAGCUCUCACUGUCGCUGCGCCACGAGACGGACCGGCAGCUGCCGCUCACGAAGCCGGAGCGCAUGAUCAGCACGAACGGUGUGCUCGACCUAAACAACAGCGAUCUGAUAGCCUGCACCGUCAUGACCGCCGACAACCAGAAGGUGAGACGGUUCCUGGCGAUCGACAUCAUACAGAUGAUUCUCGUUGAGCCGGACACAAAGCGGCUAGGCUGGGGUGUAGCCAGGUUCGUCGGCUUCUUGCAAGAUAUUGAGGUGUCAGGUGACCGAGACGACAGCCGCAUUCUGCACAUCACCAUACACAAACAGAACGCGUCGCGCUACAACCGCGGCACGCCGCUACUCUCAGCCAAGCUUGCAUUCGACGAUCACAUCCGUUGCAUGGCAGCCAAGCAACGGCUUACCAAGGGCCGGAUUAAGGCUCGGAUGUGUAAGAUGCAGUGCAUAGCCAGGCUGCUUGAGCUACCUGACGCAAAGCAAGCGCAUUCCUACAACCAGGCCUCACAUGCAGGAACUUCCCGCAGCAGGCGGUCUUUACAACAGUCUGCUUCUGAACAGCCUACUCAGCCGCCUACCCACGCGACCCCCACCGCCCAACCACAGGUCAUGGGUCAUCCCCACCCUCGCAGACCCAUUGCAUCAGAUCUUUGCGCCGUUCCUCAUGGACUGGGGACCAGCAAAGAAGAGGUGCGCGUCGUUUACUCGACAGGCAGGCAGUCGCUCGACAAGAACCCGUCCGGCGCGCCACUCGCACCGUCGCCCAGCGAGGGGAGGAGAAAAGCGCCGCGCUCGCGCGAAGGACCGCCGGAAUGA
Priapulus caudatus is the source of this 2727-nucleotide messenger RNA. Its product is annotated as protein CLEC16A-like. Gene Ontology annotation, biological process: endosome to lysosome transport; endosomal transport; regulation of autophagosome maturation. Bases 127 to 2727 code for a protein of 866 amino acids. Gene Ontology annotation, cellular component: endolysosome membrane; late endosome. The transcript has 23 exons. The record is from RefSeq and is a predicted model, not a curated record. NCBI's taxonomy places the organism in Eukaryota, Metazoa, Priapulida, Priapulimorpha, Priapulimorphida, Priapulidae.